Molecule: messenger RNA, 679 nt
Organism: Aplosporella prunicola CBS 121167
Lineage: Eukaryota; Fungi; Ascomycota; Dothideomycetes; Botryosphaeriales; Aplosporellaceae
Exons: 1
Source: RefSeq, a predicted model, not a curated record
UGUGGAAGGUACCUAGGUAAGAAGACGAGGAGCGCGACGAGAAGCAGGCAAGUGAACGGGCAGAGUGUGUAGCAGACGAGCAGACAAUAUGCGUAUGCAUGUGCCGUGCUGUGCUGUGCUGGUGUCGUUAUUUCGUUAUGGGGGCGACUACGGACUACUGUACAUGGCUAGCCAGCUACUCGCGCAUCGCGCCUCUGUCGGGCCCGUGAGAGCAGAGGCACGAAGAAAAGCAGAGCAGAAGCAAGCAGGAAAGCAAGAAGGGGGGAAAGCAGUCUCGAGCCUAGCAGUGGGGGAAUUGACCCGCAUGAUCCACCAUCGAGUUUCGGAAGCAAAAGUGGUCGUAAUCGUCGGGCAGCAAGAAAAAAAAGGAAGGAAACUAGAAAACAAAAAAGUAUGGGGUGAGGAGACUCCAGGGCGGCAGAGUACGAUCAUUGCGCGCGCGGUGGCAGCGCUUAGCCGUCGAGCCCCCGGACCACAGUUGCGUCCGUCCCCCUCGCUUCGCGACAAAAGGUUCGUGUCACGGAUGUCGACGACCGCUCUGCCGUAGUUCUCCAAGGAGAAAGCGGAAGUCCAUGUCCGUCUACCCUCUUUGCCUCUAAAGCCCCAGUUGAUAUUCAAGUGUUCAUCCACGGCCAAGGCGAAUACUCAAAUUGGUUGUUGCACUUCGAGAAUCCCGCUC